AUGCUUCUUGGUAUUUUCUUAACAUACCAAGUAUGGAUCUUCACCUGCAUUUUUGAAGCUUCAGCUGAUUGGGAAUUGUCAUGCUAUAACGAGUCUAUGCAUAUACAUUGUGGCUCUGAAAAAACAAUAAUUAUUCAUGAAGCUCACUUUGGUUAUUUUCGUGAGAUUCUACUUAUAUCGAACUCAACCGAUCGUUGUCGUACACACAAUUCUCGAGAUUGUUGGGUCGAUGUGACAGCCAAUAUAUCUAGAAGAUGUUCUGGUCAUUCUGUAUGUAAAAAUUCCGUUCAUUAUUCAUCUGACUUGUCUGCUGAUUUGUUGGCGAGAGAAUGUUCUUUCAUAAUCGACAAUGCAGCUGAGCCAACUUUGUUCGUAGAGUAUGACUGUAUUUCAACAACUCUUGUAACACGUAUAUCUAAUGAAAAUCAUGUGGAUCCUGAACAGAUUGGUGGUUAUUUAAUCAGCUUAGAUUAUAAUGAAAUAGUAAAAAGUGGUUCAGAAUGGAGAAGUCACUUAGCUGAGGCAAUGUGUAAUCCCAAAUCAAAUCAUUUACCCCAUCAGUUCUAUUUACCGGCGCCCAAAAUCGCAGCAACCAAAUAUUCGAUUGAUGAUGAUGAUUCAUUUAGCAGCUACGGUGAAAGUGGUUAUCGUGAAAAUAAUCAUGAUCGUCUACUGAAUAAAGGCGAUUUGGCUACAUUUAUAUUACGGAUAAAAGAUAUAGGUUUGACUAAAUCAACCACAAAUAUGAAUGAAAUUUCAUCGGCUUUCGCUUCUUCAUCAUCCUCAUCUACUUCAUCAUUGUCAUCGUUAUCAAAUAAUAAUCAUAAUCAUCAUAAUAAUAAUUUAAUAUUGGCUACUGGAUCAGCAUGUCCAUCAAAUCCUGGAAUUGCAUGUAGUCAUGAUUAUUUAUCAGUCGAUGCUCGUAUCUCUAAUGUUUAUGAUGGUACAAUUAGCAAUAUACCAAUAAUUCGUUUUUGUUUAAUCAAUAAUUCCACAUUGAAAACAAUCGCUACAAAGACAAAAACAAAAUUAACAGAAAUACAAAUGACCAAUUCAUCAUCAUUAUCUUCUUCUUCUUCUUCAUCUUCAAUCUCCUCUGGAUCGUUUUCAUUUAAUUCAAUAGAUUAUAAUAAAUUAUAUCCACCAGAUGAAUCAUAUUUAGUUGGGCAAAUUUAUGGUCCAAUCAGUAAUGUAUACGGUUUACAGUUUACAUCAAAUUUAAAUUUAUUAGAUCCAUAUAUUAUUCAUGGAAAAGGCAUAGUGUUAGAAUAUAUUGCUCUUUUAUGUGUUCCCAUCAAUCCACCAAGUGGUAAUGGAGUAGUUGACUAUCGGUUCCGUGUAAAUCAGCAAACCUCUCAUACCUUCGCUUAUGCUGAAGUAUUCUGUCCAUCUGAUCGUUGGUUAGAGCCAAUGGAUCCAGACCUAGAUGAAAUCAAUCCAGCACAAUCAUCGUCGUCGUUUUCGUCAACAGAUAAUAGAUCAUCACUUAAUAAUAACAAUAUUCCUAAUCCAUGGUGGUUACAGCGUAGAAGACAUAUAACACUGAUUUGUGAUCAUCACGAACGUAAAUGGAUACCAAAUCGAUUGCCAGAAGCUUGUUUAACAUCUGAUGAACUUGCCACAUUUGUAGCACAGAUCACUAAAAAUGUACAAGAAAUUGAAAAAAACACAAAAUUAUCCUUGAAUAGUAAUCAAUCGGAUAUGAACAAUAGCAGUGAUAUGAUGUUGAAGACUUCGACAUCUAUCGACCAAUCAGAAUUAAAUACUACACAUUCAUCAUUGUAUUUGAAAGCCGCCAAUAAUAAUGAUCAAGUUACGCAUCUUUCAUCAGUUGCCUUAGGCUCUAUACUUGGAAUAUUAAUAUUCCUUUUGGCCACUCUUCUUGUUGUUUAUAGUCUAAGGCAUAAAUUAUUUGAACAUUAUCAUAAAACUAUUGAUCUAGCUGCAAUUUCAUCGUCGAAUCGUCUUGGUUCCUGUACAUUGGGAACAUUUAGUAGAUCUAAAGAUACUUUAUUAUUUCCAACAUGUAAAAAAUCUCUCAUGUCAUUUCAUAAUAAUAGUAACAACAACAGCAACCAUAAUCACACAAUUUUCAACAAUGGAAAUCUCUUCAAAUCUUAUCCACAUUUAUUGAGUCAUAAUACAAUCAAUGAAAGUUUCCCAGAUUUUCUGAAUACAGCACAACAACAACAACAACAAACAUUUUCACUUCAUUCAUCAACUGUUUCAGGUGUGAAUAGGAAACCGUCGAAUAUUGACUUUAUUACAGAUGGUCAUUUACCACCAUGGCGUAAUUCUUUUAUGAAAAGAAAUCAAAAAACUCCUACUGCUAUUUCAGCAUUAACAUUGGUACCAAAUACACCGAGUUCAGAUCGUCGACAGAUUAUGAACUCAUUACCAUGGCUACGGACAAAUUCCACAUCUCAUAUUAGCAGCAAUAAUGGUGCUCCCUCUUCCUUUAAUCAUAAUGCUAAUCAUACUAAUAGUACUACUAAUACUAAUAAGAAUAAUAACCAUUCAAGAUUUGGAGCAUCUAGUGAAACAAUUCUAUUUUCGUCAUUGAAUCCACCGAAUGGUAUGCCACGUUCAUGGUGGUUACCAUGGCGUAGAAGUAUGCGAAAAAAACGUCGAUUAUAUACACAGUUACAAAGACGUCAGGAAAUUCAAUCAUUAUCUCAACGUGGUCUUUUAGAAUCAUCUGGUAGUUUCUUAGGGAAAUCCACUCCACAACUACCAAAUAAUCGUCAUUUAAUGACAUCAUCAAAUAAUAGUGGACUAUUGGUCAAUGAUCAUGUUUCAAGAUUUGGUACAACUGCUGAACCAUCAUUACCUGCGAUACCUAUAUCAUCAUCGCCAUCACCAACAUCAACGUUAUCAAACAAGGAAGAAUUGAUUCAUCAACAUCCAUACUCAAAUCAUAUUUUUUUAAGAUCGGGAAGAUCUGGCAGUGAAAGAACACGACAAAGUACAAAGACGUUGAUCACGACAACAGACAACGGUAGUAAUUCCGGGAUAGUUAGCGCUUUAUACGCAAAUGAUGAUCAAGCGAAUUCACCAAUUUAUACAAAGUAUCCUAUGAAUUUGCCAAAUAAUAAUAAUAAUAGUAAUGGAGACAAUACAUCACCGUCUAUUUAUCCCAAGACUAAUUCGAAUAUACAAUCUAUUUCAUGGAUCAAUGUGAAUGAUAAUGAUUUACCAUGGAAAUUUACACCACCAAGUAGAAAUAGUUUUAGUAAUGGUAUUCGACGAUUAUCAUCAUUUUUUCGUAGUUUUAAUCAAAGUAACGGAUCAUUUACACCACCAAGAUAUCAUAAUAACAAUAAUGGUAAUGGUUAUGGAUUAUCUUAUAAAAAAUCAUCUUUAAGGUCUUCAUCAUUCAAUACAUCACGUACAGAGAUGAUGCCAUCAAUGCCAGUAUUACCUACAUUUAACUAUUUGACUACAUCAAAUAAUAAUAAUAAUAGUGGUAAUAUUGUACCAUUGACCAGUCAUUAUCCGGUCAAUAAACAACAUUUUGAUUCAUUUCGAUUAAAUGGUCGUCAUGUUACUCAUCCGUUGAUGCAACCAGCUUUGCAAUCAAUGUCAGAAUCGAAGGAUUUACACAGAAAACAUAAUUAUAUCGAGAAUAUGUGGAGUACUCAAACAGUAAAACCAUCAUUAUUUCAUCAAGAUGCUUAUCAACAUCAAAAUCAUCAUACUAUGUAUAGCAGUGGAGAUGAACACACUACCAUCAAUGAUAUGUUAUCACGUCACACAACAAAAACUAGUUUACAAGGUAGUAGUCGAAUAGAUUCCUUACUAUCCACAGAAUUGAUUGAUUUAUGCAACAAUAACAAUGGGUGUACUAGUAGUAGUAAUAAUAAUAAUAAUAUUGUAAAGAAUGAUCCAUUGGCUAAAUUAAAUUCUACUUCAGUGACAGUAAAACAAACAGUACCGAAUUCAAUGUACAAUAGUUCAUUAAAUUAUAAUAAAUUUGAUUAUAUUGAAAAAGAUGAAUUAAAUCAUUUACCAUAUCUAACAACUGAUCCGUAUUUGGAACCUGUUUCAUUGAAACGGAGACAACAACAAGAAAAACAACCGGAAAAUUUGAUAAAUACACAGAAAGUCAAUCUCUUUGAUCAUUAUAAUGAUAUGGAUCUCGAUAGAGCAGUGAAUGAAAAUGGUGAUUUAAUCAAAUUGAAUAAAUGUGAUCAACAUCGUGCAGAUCAUAGUGGAACAAGUUCAGCAAUUAGUUCAUUAGUAUUCGCUGAUGAUUCUGAUCUUUCUAAAGUGUCAGAAAAUUCAAUAAAAAGUCGAAAAUCUGAUCAAUAUAGUUCAUUACACUUGAUCACAUCACAAACUGUAUCACCUAUUGAAACUAAUUCAAUGAAUAAUAAUCCUGCAAUAGAUGUUACAACGGUUAUUACCAAUAUUUGUACUACUAUUACUACUACUACUUCUACAACCAACAUUUCAAUUCCUACUGCUACAGCAUUUGUUUCUAACAGUGAUGACAUUGUUGCUAUACCUCGAGUGAAAAACCCAAAUAAUAUUGAUUAUGUAACUUAUGAUGAAACACGUUCGUAUGAUAAGAAAAAUAACCGAUUUACACUGAAUAAAAUUACUGGAAAACAACCAUAUUCAAUUGAUUCUGACCGUAAUCCGUUGAAUACAGAUAACAAACUUGUAGCUGGAACACUAACAGUUGCAUCAGCAUUGUUGUCAUCAGAUCACGAAGUCCAACGUAGAAUCAAUACAAUGAAAGGUGAUUCUGAUUCACGCCCAUUAUCUGAUGCAAUGAUUAGCAAUCAUUAUUAUGAUUUAAAUCGUAAUAUAAAUUAUCAAGAAAUAUCAAUGGAAUCAUCAUUACAAGAAGAGGAAAACAGGGAUUCUAAUCAUCAAUUAUUAUACAAAUCUCAUCCACCAUUACCACCAUUAUGGUCUAAUAAUAAUAAUAAUCAUAUGCAACAUUUUAAUAAAAGCCACAUUAUUACUGCCACUACUACUACUAAUAAUAAUAAUGAUAGUAGUAAGAGAAAUUUCGGUUCAAUCGAUUCAUUAUAUGAAACAGUGGAUUUGCCUAGAACUAAUUUACCGACCUCACUGUUAACAUCGACAACAAUGAUACAACAAAAACAACAACAUUUCAUGGAGUUCGGAAAUAUUGUCAAUAGCGAACAUUUACGUCAACAUCGACGUAGUUGUAUGGCAUUACCGCCAACACCAUCAUCUUUAUUCAAUGUAAAAGCACCAAUACGUUUAAUCGGUGAAAUGGAUGAUUGGAAUUUGCCUAGUUGUUCUGAUGAUUCGGAAUAA
Molecule: messenger RNA, 5295 nt
Organism: Schistosoma mattheei
Lineage: Eukaryota; Metazoa; Platyhelminthes; Trematoda; Strigeidida; Schistosomatidae
Source: the annotation of a GenBank genome assembly